UUUUAGCACAUUUAUCUAAUCGGUGCUCCAAAGUUAAGCUUAACAUGCUUUAUUUCAAAGUGGACCGUUGAAACUAAGGAAUUAUUGAUUUUCUUAAUUUUCAGGGCUUGCUAUGGUGUCUUGAGAUUCAUCAUGGAGAGUGGGGCAAAGGGAUGUGAGGUCAUUGUGAGUGGAAAGCUCCGGGCUCAGCGUGCUAAGUCAAUGAAGUUCAAGGAUGGGUACAUGAUUUCAUCUGGUCAACCUGUCAAAGAAUAUAUUGACUCAGCUGUGAGGCAUGUUCUUCUUAGGCAGGGUGUUCUUGGUAUUAAGGUUAAGAUCAUGCUUGAUUGGGAUCCAAAGGGUAAGCAAGGCCCAACGACACCAUUGCCUGACCUAGUAACCAUCCACCCUCCUAAGGAAGAAGAGGAAUUCAUUCCACCAGCGCCGGCAACGAACAUUGAGAUCCAAGUAGAAUAAGAGCUCAGUUGUCGAUGUUGGUUUACAUCAAUGUAGUAGUACUACUACUACCGUAACAUUUUUUUCCUUUUUUUUUUUUCAGUCCAUCAGGGUAGAAAAAUAUUACAAGAGUGUCUUAAGUUGUGUUUUAACCAGUUGUUUUUUUUCUUCAAAUGGAGUAAAAUGUGGUAAUGGCUUUGGUGCUUUUCAUCAUCAAUCCCCAUUUUGGGGAAGAAAUCUGGGCUGUUCUAUACACGAGUUCUUGCAUUUUGGUUCCUAGAAGGUUUUGCCAUUUCUUUUCUAGAUUUGAAGCGGGUGAGCAGACUGUUUUUUGAGUUAUAGUUUGUAUUUGAAGAGCUUUAUUAGUUGGAUUUGAGCCACAUUUAAAUUAAACAAGUUGAAUUAAAUUGUUCUUUUGGGUAGAAA
Messenger RNA from Carica papaya (papaya), 861 nucleotides. Lineage: Eukaryota; Viridiplantae; Streptophyta; Magnoliopsida; Brassicales; Caricaceae. The record is from RefSeq and is a predicted model, not a curated record.